Messenger RNA from Daldinia caldariorum, 1648 nucleotides. Its product is annotated as ribonuclease T2. The coding region runs from base 326 to 1222 and encodes 298 amino acids. The record is from RefSeq and is a predicted model, not a curated record. Gene Ontology annotation, biological process: RNA catabolic process. The transcript is spliced from 4 exons. NCBI's taxonomy places the organism in Eukaryota, Fungi, Ascomycota, Sordariomycetes, Xylariales, Hypoxylaceae. Gene Ontology annotation, cellular component: extracellular region. Gene Ontology annotation, molecular function: ribonuclease T2 activity; RNA binding.
GCUUACCAUUAAACCCGCCAGGUAGCCCCACCAUCAACGUCAGAGCAGCCCAGUGCCCACUCCUCUUGUCUUGUUCUUAAACGCGAUAAGGUUGAUAACCACCUACCUGACAUGGCGUACCUACCUGAUACCUUGUAAGACCCCUUCAGUACCUAGACCUACCUAUACCUACUUGGUAACCUUGAGCAUCAUUCCCAUUCCCAUCCCCAUCCUCAUUCUCACUCCUAUUCCAUAAAUACCUAAACAGACCUAAUGAUAUCUCUUCAUCAUCUUACCUUUCAUCCCCAUUACCGUCAAUAGCUCUAUCACGGCCUUUUCCUAAAAUAUGGCGCCGUCUACCACAUCUCUGCGCUCUAUAUUCGCUUAUGCGAACAACUUCGUCUCCCAGUUUCCGCUUAAUAUUCCAAACAUUCCGAACCCGUUGGCGAUUCUUAGCCCGCAAGUUCCUAUCCAUACCGACAGUUCCGUCACACCUUACGAUCCUCUAACAGGCACCCCAACCUGUCCUAUCAAUGGACCCAUAAGCUGUCACAACACUUCCGUUGCCGAUUCUUGCUGCUUUAUCCAUCCCGGCGGACGUCUACUACUCACGCAGUUCUGGGACGAGAAGGCCCACGUUGGAGGGAGCGAAGAGGACUGGACAUUACAUGGACUAUGGCCGGAUCUCUGCGACGGAUCCUACGACCAAUUCUGUGGGAUGGCGCCCCAGUUUAACAACAUCAGCAAGGUGCUAGAGCACUACGACCAGGCCGACCUGCUCGAGGAUAUGAAUCGUUAUUGGAUUGCCAACUACGGCACGAACGACCACCUGUGGGCGCACGAGUACAACAAGCACGCCACGUGCAUCAACACGCUGGCGCCGAGCUGCUACGGCGACGACUACGCGCCGGGCCUCGAGGUCGUCGACUACUUCGUGCGCGCGUUCAGCCUGUUCAAGAUGCUCGACACCUACCGGGCGCUGGCGAGCGUCGGCGUCGAGCCCGACUACAAGAAGACGUACCCUUUGGCCCAGAUCCAGUCCACGCUCGAGGGCUUCAGCGGCGGGAAAGUCAUCCUCAAGUGCACGGGCAGGCACCACAACGUCCUCCACGAGGCCUGGUACGUGUACUUCGUCAAGGGCAGCUUGCAGAGCGGCGACUUCGUCCCGGCUAAGGAUAGCUUCAAGGGCAGCGAGGGGAACUGCGCGGCUCAUGUGAGAUAUCUGCCUAAGCGCCAUAGGUGAAGUGUACCUACCUAGGCUACACUACAUCAUCAUCUAGUUAUUUUGAAUAAUUGUCUAUGCAUAGUUUUGAGUUCGGCGUUUGGGGUCUAGACAUACAGACAUGUUUUGGAUAAUAUGGGGUAGUUACAUGAAGUUGGUCCAAUAUCCUUAGCCUUACGUUAUGCGGGUUAUGUUCAUAGGUUAAACAUAGGCAUGCAAUUCAUUUCGAAUAUAUUCGACACAGCUAGUCUCACCGCCAAAAGGGCUCAAUAGACGUGGAUUGUAUCAAGUCUUGUGUGGUCCCUAUACCCGUCUCCCAAGCGGAAGAGCUAUUCGAACUUAAACACAGCUAAACCUUGUCACCUUGCUAGAAGUCGCCGAGACCUCCCAAGCCCGCGCAUAGUUUAAGGUGCUCUAGAACGCGUUGCUAUAUAAGACCAUCGUGAC